Messenger RNA from Bufo bufo (common toad), 2263 nucleotides. RefSeq names its product transmembrane protein 266 (gene TMEM266). Gene Ontology annotation, cellular component: plasma membrane. The transcript is spliced from 10 exons. Lineage: Eukaryota; Metazoa; Chordata; Amphibia; Anura; Bufonidae. Bases 313 to 1641 code for a protein of 442 amino acids. Gene Ontology annotation, molecular function: voltage-gated channel activity; monoatomic ion channel activity. The record is from RefSeq and is a predicted model, not a curated record. Gene Ontology annotation, biological process: transmembrane transport; monoatomic ion transport.
UGGCGGAGUCGCGGUUUCCAAGGAGACGUUUGGAGAGAAAGUGGAGGAGGUUCCUGUCCAUUUUCUGUGAGGGGACUGACCUGUCAGCGGCGCUUUAGUUGGGUCAGUGUGGGGCGCAGUACCGGCACGUGGUGCUCGGGAGAGCGUGGCCUUUGGGGCUCAUGAUAUCACGUAGAAUGUGAAAACACUGUGAGAGGGAAGGAGGAUCUAUGGUAAUGGCGGCUGUCAGGCUGACUGCUUGGAUGCCUUUUCUCUCAUGUCUGGAUUAAAUAAGAUCUGAAAUAUGAAUGAGGAGUUUUUGCACAAAUCACCAUGGCUAACCAACAGUCGAGCUGGCUGAAGCCAUGCUGUGGCAAGAGGGCUACAGUGUGGCACGUGUUUCUGCUGAGUGCAGGAGUGAAUAGCUUCCUGGUGGCCUGUGUGAUCAUAGUGGUAAUCCUAAUGACUAUGGAGCUCCUGAUCGACACAAGGCUACUUCAGUUCUCAAAUGCCUCGCAGUGUUCAGGGAUCAUACACUGGAUCAGUCUGUCCAUUCUCUCCUUGUUCUUUGUGGAGACUGUAGUAAGGAUCAUUGUUCUGGGCAUCUGGGAUUAUAUUGAGAACAAAGUUGAGGUAUUAGACGGAGCUGUCAUUAUUCUCUCACUUGCUCCCAUGGUGGCGUCUACAGUAGCCAAUGGGCCUAGUAGUCCAUGGGAUGCCAUCAGCCUCUUUAUUUCUUUGAGGAUAUGGAGGUUAAAGAGAAUUAUUGAUGCCUAUGUCUUACCCGUGAAGGUGGAGAUGGAGAUUAUGGUACAGCAGUAUGAGAAAACCAAGCUAAUCCAGGAGGAGCAGUUGGAAAGACUGACACAGAUGUGCCAAGAGCAAGCGUUUGAAAUUCGUCAGCUUAGAGCUCACCUUGCACAGCAAGAUUUGGACCUUGUUGCCGAGAGGGAACGAGCCUUAAAACUACCGCAUGAUCUACAGAACAAAAACAACCGGUUCAAAGUUGUGUCGGGCAGAGAUUCUGAUGAGGAAGCAACAGAAAAUAUUACAGAACUUUCACAUGAAAUGAUUAUGAAGGACGACAUGAACAAUUAUAUAACUCAGUAUUAUAAUGAAGCCAGUAGCGAAAGUGGAGUUCCUGGGACAUGUAUUAUCACUACAGCAGCUAUUGAUGUCCAUCAUCACCCCAACAUUUCCUCUGACUUGUACUCUGCAGAAGUACCAUUCAAUGCAGAACAGGCCAGCAACUCCAGCAGUAUUACCUCAGUGAGUGGAUCCAGAUCUUCAGAGAGCUCAGAAACACUAGCACAGAGUAUUAGCAGCCAAGCAUUCUGCUCCUCCACAGACUGCAGUACCAGAGAGGAAUCCACAGAAUACUGUCCUCUGGCUCAAACCAUCAGAAAUCGAGUGAACAAAACCGCUGUACAGGAACUUUUAUCCUCCCUUUCUGACGACUCUUCCUUCAUUCAGAAAGGGCUAGAUCCCGCCAACUUACACCUCAGCAAUCCUGCAGGUUUACAUACAAGAAGUCCUAGACACGGGCUAAGUAUCUGCAACAGGGUGAACCGGGAGGGCUUUGGAGCGUUCCACGACAGGUCAGUGAUUUCACUCAAUCUGCCUCUUUUAGACAGUAAACCUAUCAAUACAGAGUUAAAAUAAAGCAGAGCCUUAGAUUUAUACCUCCUCAGCGAAAUGCAUUAGAUUCCUCCAAGCCAAUAGCCAUUUCUGCUGCCAUCAAGGCUAUAACUUUAGGAGCAUUGUAUAGAGCUAAACAUGAAAUCUUAUCCAGAGAUCACCCAGUCCAGCGGGAUGCCAGUCACUGUGCUACUGCUGUACUGAAGCCAAAUGGGAACCAUGUUCAUCAGAAGCCUAGACUCAUCGUUCUCAGGAGAUGUAAGAAGAGUGGCUGCUGGACCUCACCCUAGAGUUUACAAGACUGGUUCAUUAAUGCAUGCAUUUGUGUACAGUGAACUUUGCUACAAACCACAGAAGUAUCAGCAGGUAUGACCACAUAGCUGCAAUCUUUCCUUUACUCAUCACUACAGAUUUUCUACAAAUGCUGCAAUAUUUUUUAAUGCACAAUGAAGUUUUGGCAGUUCUUGGAAAUGCAAGAAAUAAAAUAACCUGUACGAGUACAUACAUAGUUGUCUUUUUUCAGUAUCCACUGCUGUCACUUGGUUUGCAUCAUUAAAAUGGUUUUUAGUAAGUCUUAGGCCUUAUGCACUUGACCGUAUUUUUAGUCCAUGUCCAAUCAGCACUUUUUGCAGAUCGCACCCAGACC